CGAUAUGAAAUUUCUAUGUCCUGCUUGUAAACUACCAACAAAUCCAUGUUCUAUACUGAAUGACCUACACAAAUAUCAUAAUGAGAAUUGUCAAUGCCGUAUAAAUGCUAAUACAACAGGAAAUAUAAAUAUUUGUGCUGUGCACCAUGAUUAUUUCGACGGCAAAUCAUGUUGUAUAACUGGAAAUCAUCAGAACUCUUCUGAUUUGUAUACCAUGAAAAUAGUAACACCUACACUGAAUCAACCCUCAUGCAUGUUCAAUGUAUGUCCAUUGGAUUUAUCAAAUGAUAUUAAUUAUACACAUCUACCCCUAAGUACACAAACAGUAAAUAGCGGAAACUCUAGAAGUACAACAAAUGACUUUUUACCAACAUCAUCAAUUAACAGUAUUCAUUAUGAAUAUCACGCAUCACCUCAAUCAGAUCCGAAAUUUCGAUCAGAUUUAACACCAAAUAUAGUAGAAGAAAACAUUUAUACUACAAAUAAUUUAUGUAAUUUAAGUUAUAUACAUGCAUCACAAUCAAUAAACAGUAGUUCAACAGGACGUGUAUGUGAUGCAGGCAAUGAAAUAAGCGAUUAUAGUAAAGAAAUAACUACAAAAUCAAAUCUUAUUCAUGGAUUUUUAAAAAGAGACAGAAAAUUUGAUUAUGACAAUAUGAACGAUCAUCAAUUUUAUAAUAAAAUUAUUAAUAAUAAUGGUAAUAUUCUAACUGAUAAUUGUCCAUAUGAACUAAAAUCAAUAAAUUUAAGAACUCAAGAUCAAACAGAAAAAGGUGUGAUAAGAUCACCGUCUAGUAAUUUCUAUGAUCGAACUGAUUAUCAACAACGUAUCAAUAAUAAUAAAACUAAUAAUAAUUUCACUGAUACCGAUAACUGUGUUGAAUCACUUGAAAAUUAUGACAAAUAUACUGAAAAUAAUCCAGGAGACGAAACAACCAAUUCACCUCUUAAAUCCACAUUAGAAUGUAAAAUGAAGUCAUUUAAUCAGAUUCAUCUAAAUCCUCAAAAAUAUGCAUCUAUGACAUUAACAAACGAUAACACAUACAAUGAUUCAUAUUUAAUAAGAAAAUCCAGUUGUAAACAACAAUCAUGUUAUCGACAAGAAACAAAUCAACAAAUAGACGAAAUUAAUCCACAGUAUAGAAAUUUCAAAUCGAACGAUUUUAAUGCAAUCAUUCAAAAAUAUAAUUCACUAGGUAAUGCAUCAGUUGAGAGUCUUGCUGUUCCACUUAUUGAUCCGCCUCAGAAUUUUCGAACACCAAAUAAUGAACCUCAUUUAAAUGAAAUUGAUAAUAAUGCCCUAUCAAAUAAAAUAACAACAACUCCAACACAUAAACCACCAGAUGUGAUUUUGAAAAGUGGUAACUAUCAUGAUGAGGUUGAUUUAGAGCGUCCGCCUCCGAAAAUGCCACCAUUGCGAGGUAUACUAACUAAUAGAACUGCCAUGAAUGAGAAAAACACUGCAUUUUAA
Messenger RNA from Schistosoma turkestanicum, 1471 nucleotides. The record is from the annotation of a GenBank genome assembly. NCBI's taxonomy places the organism in Eukaryota, Metazoa, Platyhelminthes, Trematoda, Strigeidida, Schistosomatidae.